AAAAUUUUUUUCUCAUUUCUUUAAUUAAUUAAUAUUAUUAUCUCAGAUACCACGCCAUCCCAUGGACGUACACAGAACUUACAGAAAACGUUCUGGGAAUGUCCAGCACCGGACGUCCCAUGGACGUACAGAGAACGUACAGAAAACGUUCUGGGAAUGUCCAGCACCGGACGUUCCGUGGACGUACAUAAGACGUUCCUGUUCCUGUGCUAUCUGGAGAACGUUCUGGGAAUGUCCACAUCGGACGUCCCAGGGACGUACAUAAAAUGUCCACGCCGGACGUCCCAGGGACGUCCUGCGAUGUACCUGGGUCGUUCCAGGGACGUUCACAGGACGUUCACAGGACGUUCAGGAGACGUUUGGACGUUAUCUGGACGUCCCGAACGUCCAGUACCGGACGUCUUAUGGACGUACAUAAGACGUCUCUGUGCUAUCUGGGAUAUAAAUAUGAAUUCAGGAAGAAAGUUAUAGCAAAAGGAGCUGUGCCUUUGAAACGCGUGAACACGCUAAUGGAUGAAGAGUCUGGAAAGCCACCUGAAAAAAUAAUGAAAAUUACUUUUACAGAAACCACAAAAACUGAAGAAGUGCCUGGUAAAGAAUAAAAAAAAAUAGAGAACAUUCUACGAGCAAAGAAAAAAAGAAAACAGCCAAACUAUAUAACAAAUAAAUAAAUUUGUGUAUAAUUGAAACAAAGUCUUAAUGUGUGUUUAUUAUAAUAUUAUCCUAAGUAUAAUUUAUCCUCAUAAAAUAAGCAUUUUACAUAACGAUAAAUAUUUGUUUAGUCGUUAACCGACUCUCAUUUUCUCAGUUUAAUUAAUUUUAAAAGUUAAAAUAUUUAUCUUUAUAAAACCUUUUAUUGGAGAUGCAUG
Hylaeus anthracinus is the source of this 869-nucleotide messenger RNA. RefSeq lists its product as uncharacterized. The record is from RefSeq and is a predicted model, not a curated record. NCBI's taxonomy places the organism in Eukaryota, Metazoa, Arthropoda, Insecta, Hymenoptera, Colletidae. The coding region runs from base 157 to 471 and encodes 104 amino acids. The transcript is spliced from 3 exons.